Molecule: messenger RNA, 2896 nt
Organism: Cherax quadricarinatus
Lineage: Eukaryota; Metazoa; Arthropoda; Malacostraca; Decapoda; Parastacidae
Source: RefSeq, a predicted model, not a curated record
AUGGAAAACGACAUAGAAAAAAAAGCCAAAUCUAAACCCGAAUGUUUACAGCCACAUCGGGAAAAGAAAACAAACCGUAAAAGGACCAGCUGUGUUCCCACGUCCCUGGAUGGGCAGUGGAACACGCCCUCCUCCUCGGGCAAGGAACAUGGUGGUCACCUCUCCAGAGCGUGGGAUGAACCGGCAAGAAAGCCACAGCCCCGCGGGGCGCCGUGGCCCAGUUCUAGACCGACCUGGCUCAGAGACUCGAAACUCAUCGAAGGUAAAGAUAUAUCAGGCCUUCUGGCUGCUGGUCUGAUCAACCAGGCUAUUGCUGCCCUCCCCACGAAGUCCAGCAACAAAAAAAAAUGUUUAAUUUUCGUCUUUUUUUUUCACCCUAGGGAGAGGGGGUCCCAGGUAGCAGAACCUGGAGUUGGGUCCCCACAAGGAUACGAUGAAGAGAUUGAAGCUAAGUGGCGUUUCCACAACUACUAUCAGUGGGUUGUCUUUUUCCUCUUUUUCCAAGCUGCUCUAUGCUACAUUCCAAAGUUUGUGUGGAAUACUUGUGAAGGUGGCUUGAUGACUACUAUUGCCCAGGGCCUAAACCCAGGUCUUCACAAGGAGGACGAAGUCAGUUCUCGCAAAAAAGUUGUCAUUGAUUACAUUGUUAAACAUAUACGGAUGCACAAUGGAUAUGUUUUCAAGUACUGGUUUUGUGAGUUGCUGUGUUUUAUCAACAUCAUUGGACAACUAUUCCUAAUUGACCGCUUUCUUGGAGGAGAGUUUCUCACGUAUGGACCAAGGGUUGUGGAAUAUAGUGAAAUGGACCAGGAGGAACGUGUUGACCCUAUGAUCUAUGUUUUCCCACGUAUGACCAAGUGCCACUUCCACAAAUUUGGUCCUUCAGGCACUUUAGAACGUCAUGAUGCCUUUUGUCUGCUUCCACUGAAUAUCCUGAAUGAAAAGGUCUUUAUAAUAGUGUGGUUCUGGUAUGUGAUUCUGGCUACACUUUUGGGAGCUCUUCUCCUGUACCGCAUAGCGCUCUUCACCCUUCCUGGCUUGCGUCCACGUGCAAUGCACAAACACAAUAAGGCUGUUCCCAUAGAGACCGUUGAAGCCAUCACAAAUAAAACUUCUAUUGGUGACUGGUGGAUCUUGUAUGUUCUAUCUACUAACAUUGAUCCGUUAGUAUACAGAGACAUCAUGACAAAGCUCUCCAAGGAAAUAGAGACUGCAAAUAGUAACAUGGCAUAUAACAGUGCAGGAUUAUACUCAUCAUCAUCGGUAUGAAUGUUGGAGGACAUGGAUUGAGGGCUGUCACCCCAGCUGAAGGUGCAUUAAGUGUUGGUUAAAAAAAAAAAAAAAAAAUGAAGUUUGGGUAAAGGAUAAACCAAUUACAAGGACAUUUUUGGUGCUUUGGGAAUACUCAGUUGUACAAUGUGGAUAAAGAAUGAAUCAGGCUGAUCCUUAAAGUUGAAAAGAUGCUUAAUGAACUUAUUGAAGUGUAAGUCAUGAGCCUCUGUUUCUGAAAUUAAUAACUAAUUCAUACUGUAGUUUUCCCUUUGUUUUUCAGGCUUUUAACUAAUGUUAGCUAUCUUUAUAGAAAUUUAGAAGUUGUUUGUUCCCUUUACAAGUGUGAUCAUUGUGGAUAAAAAAAAAUUUUUGGUUUUUGAUUUCUACCACAUUAGUAUUUUAAAAUUUAUGGAACUUACUUUUGUAGUGGAGCAAUUACUUUGAGGCUAUAAUGAAUAGUAAUACACAGUACCUUUAAAAUUAGGAGACAAAUGGGCAGCAUCUUAAUGCAAACUGUGUGUGCCACCAAAGUAUGUGUUCCUAAUAACCGUCAGUUUGUUUACAACAUACAUUGUUGAUUGCACACCAUACUGGAUUCUAUUAAAUGGCUAUACAAGUUAAGUUGUCUAAAAAAUUGCUGCCAAGACAUUAAUCAGUUUUUUCAUUGGUGUGAAGUUACCAGCAUUUUGAAUAAUUCCCUUCAGCUGAAUUUUAUGGUACAAGGUUUUUUUUUUUUAUUAUUAUUAGUGGUUUUCCUUGUGUUAGAGGUGGACUAGCUAUAAUGCAUGAGGGUGACAGCCACCAGUUCUUGUCAUAGAUCUCUUCAUGAACUGUUACCGUAAUGCUUUCAUAUUAAUGCUGAUAGGGGGACAGACACCUUUCAUAUGUUGGUGUUAUGUUCCAAAAAUUUUAAACUAUUUAUUUAUUUUUAAUGUUGAGGUAAUGUAUUCAGGUCAUUCAGUAGUUAUUUCUAUUUAAUACAGAUUAUUUGGACAUUGUUUGACAUUGCCAUUAAUGCUCAGACAUUCAAUGUGUAGAAAAUUGAACUGAAAUGUGUACUCAAAAGUUGUUUGUUGUAACUAUAUUAAGUUUGUGGGGGGGGGGGUUGAGCUGCAGUUCUUGGUCCUGUAUUGUAUCUGUCGUGUGUGCAUGCAUGUGCUUGCCUGUGUAACUGAGAAAGACUAAUUUAUAUUGACAAAUUACUUGUGGAUAUUUUUUAAUUGAGGUACUGGCAUGGUAAAACCUUUUAAUGACAUGUUUAGAAGUGCUUCAACCUUGUUGAAUUUUUAUUCAGCAGAUUUAGAAUGCAAAUAUAAAUGAGGAUUAUUUUAAUUUUCUUAUGAAGUUUAAGACAUGGAAGUGCAUUCUAAAUAAACAAGAAAUUAAUAAGCUUAUUGCCUCUAAUUUAUAUUUUAAUGUUUAGCAACAUGUAUUUAAAUGUGCAAGCAUUUUCUUUUUACAUAGGGUGACCAUAAAGACGUGCCAAGUAAUUUGGUCUGCCUGCCAAGGCUCUUUACCAGAUAAUGAAACUACUGCUAUAUGUAGCAGUGUAUGAUGCAAUUAUUGAGAUUUGUACUUUGUAAGAAUGUAUUUGUAGCUAUAUUAAAGGAUAGUUUUUGUAGAA